CGCAACGUUGCGUUCCCUCCUCCUUUCCUCCCCUCCGUCCCGCUCGGGUCAGGCAGCCGUUCGGUGUGACUUUGCAGAGCUGGGACCCCAGAGCGUGUGCUUCUGUCUUCGGGAAGACAAAACUGGCUUUUGGGGGAAGAGGGGGUGUUGGCGAGAGUUUUGUACAUGCCCUAGUAACUAAGAGGGAGAGGGACCUGCUUUCCAGAUCCCAAUGUGUGUUCCAGAAUUGGCUGCAGAAGUUUGAUACCGUAGUUAAAAUCGAAACCUCUUGAAGUUAUUGUGGUUAACGAACAUUGUUCUAGGAGAUAGGUUAUAAAAAUUCCUCUGGGAAGGUCGCAAAUGGAGAUCAUGUGACCUCAAGAUGCCGAGACUGUCAUAAACACCAAAUGCCCAAAUCAUGACCAGGUGAUGAUGGGGAUGUUGCAGAGGUCCUAAUUGCAAGGACUGGUUUUUAGCUACACUAUGGACUCCAGAAUUUGCUGCCAUCAAUUCUUCCGGAUACAUUGGUUGAGCCACAGAUUAUCCAUCAAUGCUUUCUAAAGUUCUAUCACCACCUUGUGCCGAGGACCUUGCAGCUUCUCCCACAUGCUUCUUUUAGAAGUUCUAUUCCCAAAGAUUUCUGAAAUAUUUUUGAAAUCUUGAGGACCCACUCUGCUUGCCUGGGGAAUUUUCUGGAGGACUGAACAUAUUUCUUCUGCUUAACCUUGGCCUGAACCCCAAGACAAGGGGAAAUUACACUGAUUUUGCAUCAAGUUUUGACGAUUCUGGACUGCUCCUCUAUAUCAAGUGCUCUGCAUUCAGCCCUUAUGUGAAUCUUUUUUUUAAUCAAGGAUCAGGCCUGUGGAUUGUGCAGCCAUGGCAAGCAACAGUAGCUCCUGUUCUACACCAGGGAGUGGACAUCUCAGCAGCUACCCAGUUCCUCACUAUUUCUUCUUUCCCCACAUGAUUGGAGGCCUCUCACCUCCAGGAACUCUGCCUGGAAUGCAACACCAGCUGCCAGUCAGUGGGUACAGUACACCUUCACCAGCUACCAUUGAAACACAAAGUACCAGCUCAGAAGAGAUUGUACCCAGUCCUCCUUCACCACCCCCACUGCCCCGAAUCUACAAACCCUGCUUUGUGUGUCAGGAUAAGUCAUCCGGCUACCACUAUGGUGUUAGCGCCUGUGAAGGAUGCAAGGGCUUUUUCCGUCGUAGUAUCCAGAAGAACAUGGUAUAUACUUGUCACCGGGACAAGAACUGUAUCAUCAACAAAGUGACCCGGAACCGCUGUCAGUACUGCCGCCUACAGAAGUGCUUUGAAGUUGGCAUGUCCAAAGAAUCUGUCCGGAAUGAUAGGAACAAGAAGAAAAAAGAUGCUCCAAAGCAGGAUUGUUCAGAGAGCUACAUCAUUACACCUGAGGUGGAGGAUCUCAUCGAGAAAGUGCGCAAGGCUCACCAGGAGACCUUCCCUGCCCUCUGCCAGUUGGGCAAAUACACCACCAACAACAGUUCAGAUCAGAGGAUAUCUCUUGACAUUGAUUUGUGGGACAAAUUCAGUGAAUUGUCCACAAAGUGCAUCAUCAAGACAGUUGAAUUUGCCAAGCAGUUGCCAGGCUUCACCACACUCACAAUUGCUGAUCAGAUCACACUCCUCAAAGCGGCCUGCCUCGACAUCUUGAUCCUUCGGAUAUGCACACGCUACACACCAGACCAGGACACCAUGACCUUUUCUGAUGGCCUGACCCUCAACCGCACUCAGAUGCAUAAUGCAGGCUUUGGACCCCUCACAGACCUGGUCUUUGCCUUUGCCAACCAGCUGCUGCCACUUGAGAUGGAUGAUGCUGAAACUGGACUCCUCAGCGCCAUCUGCCUCAUAUGCGGAGACCGACAAGAUCUUGAACAACCAGACCGAGUAGACCAAUUGCAAGAACCUCUGCUGGAAGCCCUGAAAAUCUAUGUGAGAAAGAGGAGGCCUAGCAAACCCCAUAUGUUCCCCAAAAUGCUGAUGAAGAUUACAGAUCUACGGAGCAUCAGUGCAAAAGGUGCUGAAAGAGUGAUAACUUUGAAAAUGGAAAUUCCUGGAUCAAUGCCACCCCUCAUCCAGGAAAUGCUGGAAAACUCUGAAGGCAUGGAUUCUUUGGGGGGCUCAACAGGAGCGCCUUCCCGUAUCAGUAGCUUAGCUCCACCUCCAGGCAGCUGCAGCCCUAGCCUCUCGCCCAGCUCCAACAGAAGCAGUCCUGCCACACAUUCACCGUGACCAUGCUGGACCCCUGAGCUAGUUGCUUGAUCCCCCGCCCCCCCUCUGCGCACAUCGGUCUUUUGCUUCCUGGGUCUGCCUGGACACACGUCUCAGGAGGAGCAGAGGUGGGGUGAAGGCGUAGCAGUGGGACAGACUGUUGCUGCAGGCAUUCUUCUCCUCCCUCUCUGUACCACAUCAGUCCUGCUCAGACCCAAGAGGGAAGGCUUCUUAUGUUCUCCUAUACCAGCACACUAUUUCUCACUUAGCUGUUCAAACAAAACAGGGUUCCGUUUUGUUUUGCAAGGAAGGGCCCUGCUCUCAUGGAGGGAGGCACAGACUUUCUCUGAAGGCAGAUCAACAAGUAGAUCUGAAGGACGGCUGCUCAAAAUUAGGAGCAAGAUAUUUUUUUUCAAAAAAAAAAACUAGUUACAGGGGAAAAAAAAAACUUCUCUGUGGCACGUAUCCCCCGCCCCUACUCUCUUCUUCAGUCUUGUCAUGCACACAGACAUGCCUCCACAAAAGUGUUGCUUGCUUCUUGUUGCAGUGAAAAUGAAGUAGUGGGGUUUUUUUUCCAGUUGAGUUUGCAUUUCAGAUAUUUCGGGGAAAGGGUAUAAUGUUUUUUUUUAAUUGCUCAAACCUUCUCUUCAUCCUCAAUUUGACUGUGCAAUCUUACCUUUGUCUCUUUUCUUGCCGCCUCCUACUUGUUCACUCACAUAUGCCUAAAAAUGUCACCAGCAAUUUUUUUUAAAAAAAGAAACAUUAGUUCUUCAGUUUCUUUUUUUAAAGUACAGUAAAACAUGGAGGGAAGGAUUCAUUAAAGAAUAACUAUUAUAUAUACAAAUAUCUAUAAAUAUAUAUAAAUACAUUUGGAAAAAAAAA
Thamnophis sirtalis is the source of this 3099-nucleotide messenger RNA. Lineage: Eukaryota; Metazoa; Chordata; Lepidosauria; Squamata; Natricidae. The record is from RefSeq and is a predicted model, not a curated record.